GGCAUCGUGAACUCCAGCCUCCGGAACUUUGAUGGGUUGAUAGAAACUUACGAACAUGUGAUGGCCAACCACAGCCUCCCGGUGGAGGUCUUCAGUCGUUUGGAAGGAGUUGAGCCUCAAGUAAGUGACAUGUGUGCCGCAAGUAAGUGACGUGUGUGCCGCAAGUAAGUGGCAUGUGUGCCGCAAGUAAGUAGCAUGUGUGCCGCAAGUGAGUGGCAUGUGUUGAUGAAGGCGCAGCAGGAAUGAGAUGAGAAUCUGUUGUAGUGUGAAUUGUUACAUUUCGUUGUUUUUAUUUCCUGACCCUUGUUUAUCAAAUCGGCAUUGCCAAUCAAAGAUUAAUAAGUGCUUCGUAAAUUUCUGGGGAGUGGUCAUUGUUUGCGGUUGUUCUGAAUAGUACUUGUGCACUCGUUCUGAUUAUUACUUGUGCACUUGUUCUGAUUAGUACUUGUGCACUUGUUCUGAUAGUAUUUAAGCACCUGUUCUGAUUAAUAGUUGUGCACUUGUUCUGAUUAGUACGUGUGCACUUGUUCUGAUUAGUUCUUGUGCACUUGUUCUGAUUAGUAUUUGUGCACUUGUUCUGAUUAGUACUUGUGCACUUGUUAUGAUUAGUACGUGUGCACUUGUUCUGAUUAGUACGUGUGCACUUGUUCUGAUUAGUACGUGUGCACUUGUUCUGAUUAGUACUUAAGCACCUGUUCUGAUUAGUACUUAAGCACCUGUUCUGAUUAGUACUUGUGUACUUGUUCUGAUUAGUACUUGUGCAUUUGUUCUAAUUAGUAAGUGUACAAUUUUUCUGCUUAAUACGUGUACACCUUUUCUGCUUAGUACUUGUACACCUGUUCUGCUUUGUACUAGUACUUUUGUUCUUCUUGGUACUGGAAUCGAUUAAAGGUGAAGGUUAAACAUCUGUAAUGCUUCAAGUUCUAAAGUGAAAGACUUUGUAAAAGGUUUUACAGUAUACGGCUUUUGUGUAAGCUACCACUCAAUCUGAGUGGUCAACUAUGGUUUCAGUGGAGCGUGACCACUUGCUUCGAUUGUUGUAGAACACGUAGAAUCCUUAUGGAAAUUGAAAAAACAUGGGGUAGAGGGCGUGGAGAUGAGUUAAUGUUGUAUUUUUUAAAACCAACAAUUUUACUGUUAUAAAAGUGGGCAUCUUGGCCCACAACAACCACACCCACCACACCAACCACACCAAACACUCCCACCACACCAAGCACAACCACCACACCAUCCACAACCACCACGCCAACCACACCCACCACACACACACUACCAAUCACACCAACCACAUCCACCAUGCCAACCACACCCACCAUACCAACCACGCCCACAACACCCACCACACCCACCACACCCACCACACUAAGCACACCUACCACACCAAGCACACCCACCACACCAAGCACACCCACCACACCAAGCACACCCACCACACCAGACACACCCACCCCACCCACCACACCAACCACACCCACAACACCCACCACACCCAACACACCCACUACACCACGCACACAAACCACACGAACCACACCGACCACACCAAGCACAACCACCACACCCACCACACUAACCACACUAACCACACUAACCACACCCACCACAACAACCACGCCCAUCACACCAACCACGCCCACCCCACACACCACACACACCACACCAAGCACACCCACCACACCCACCCCCACCACACCACCCCACCAACCAUCCCAACCACACCCAACACACCCGACACACCCAACACACCCACAACCACCACACCAACCACACUCACCUCCACUACACCACGCACACCACCCACACGAACCACACCGACCACACCAACCACAACCACCACACCCACCACACCAACCACACCAACCACACCAACCACACCCACCACAACAACCACGCCUAUCACACCAACCACGCCCACCCCACACACCACACACACCACACCAAGCACAUCCACCACACCCACCACCACCACACCACCACACCAACCAUACCAACCACACCCAACACACCCGACACACCCAACACACCCACAACCACCACACUAACCACACUAACCACACCCACAACAACAACCACGCCCAUUACACCAACCACACCCACCCCACCCACCACACCAACCACACCCACAACACCCACCACACCAACCACACCAACCGCACCAACCACACCCACUACACUAACCACACUAGCCCCACCCACCACAACAACCACGCCCAUCACACCAAUCACGCCCCCAAAAAGUAAAUAUUUUUUUAUCAAAUGGAAAAUAACCGCUAAAUUAAUGGUGUGUGGAUUGUCCCUACUCUUUCGCAGGACAUAAUUCCAAAGCAGCUCCUGUGCAUGGCGUUUAACCAGUCAGAAGACGGUCGAUACGUUGGUGGCUACACUAGGAGCAGCCUGCUGGACAUCGCUGGCUUGCUUGGGGAGCUUUUGGGAAUCGCCACCGAGGUUUACGAGCUUGGGAACGUUACCCCUGACCUCAAUACACGAGCCCAGGUGUGUAGUAAGAUAGGCUGGGUAAAAGAGUGGAAAGCGUCUUUGAGGUGACUCUCCUCAUAGCCAGCUUUAAAAAAAAAAAAUUACUAGUUCACCGUCAUCUGCACGGUAGAGAAAGGUUCAGAUGGUGAGACUAGGCUAAGUAUGUAAAGUAAAUAUAAGAAAUGUUCAGAUGGUGAGACUAGGCUAAGUAUGUAUAGAAAAUAUAAGAAAGGUUCAGAUGAUGAGGCUAGGCUAAGUAUGUAUAGAAAAUAUAAGAAAUGUUCAGAUGGUGAGAGUAGGCUAAGUAUGUAUAGAAAAUAUAAGAAAGGUUCAGAUGGUGAAGUAGGCUAAGUAUGUAUAGAAAAUAUAAGAAAUGUUCAGAUGGUGAGAGUAGGCUAAGUAUGUAUAGAAAAUAUAAGAAAUGUUCAGAUGGUGAGAGUAGGCUAAGUAUGUAUAGAAAAUAUAAGAAAGGUUCAGAUGGUGAGAGUAGGCUAAGUAUGUAUAGAAAAUAUAAGAAAUGUUCAGAUGGUGAGAGUAGGCUAAGUAUGUAUAGAAAAUAUAAGAAAGGUUCAGAUGAUGAGAGUAGGCUAAGUAUGUAUAGAAAAUAUAAGAAAUGUUCAGAUGGUGAGACUAGGCUAAGUAUGUAUAGAAAAUAUAAGAAAGGUUCAGAUGAUGAGAGUAGGCUAAGUAUGUAUAGAAAAUAUAAGAAAGGUUCAGAUGAUGAGAGUAGGCCAAGUAUGUAUAGAAAAUAUAAGAAAUGUUCAGAUGGUGAGAGUAGGCUAAGUAUGUAUAGAAAAUAUAAGAAAUGUUCAGAUGGUGAGACUAGGCUAAGUAUGUAUAGAAAAUAUAAGAAAGGUUCAGAUGAUGAGAGUAGGCUAAGUAUGUAUAGAAAAUAUAAGAAAUGUUCAGAUGAUGAGAGUAGGCCAAGUAUGUAUAGAAAAUAUAAGAAAUGUUCAGAUGGUGAGGCUAGGCUAAGUAUGUAUAGAAAAUAUACGACAAUUUAUGGGAAUAAAUUAGAUGCUUAUUUUUUUAAAGAGUAAACAGUUCUUAUCAAUCAAUGUGGUGUUAUUUUCCACAUGACUCACUGUGUUAAUUGGCAACAAUGGUUUAGACAAACAACUGGGAACAGAUCUACGUCAUGCUUAAAUCGUUUUGUUUUUACUGUUUAUUUACCUUAACCAAAAAUAUUUUAUUUAUUUAUUUUUUAAAUAAUUUUGUUCUUGCAUUUCACCUAAUAUCAAAGAUCACCUAUCAAUCUCACCGAGCACGGUAAUCCAACAUUUCUAGAAAAAUCUCAAUCACGGCUGCUCUCCCAAACAGUAAACUUACAGAAUUAGUCAAGCUCUCCCUUAAUUCUCCAUCUUGUUGGUGCAUCCUAGGGUUUGAUCGCCCAAUACAAACAAGCCUGCAUAACCUACUUGCUCCAACGAGACAACUUCUACAACGACGUUAUCCAGCGGCCAAUCUCCCAGCUCAAAACCAAACAGGGCAGCCUAAAAGCCUCGAAACUUCAAUGCGACGACAAAUUUGUCAGCCUCCAGUCAACGCUGACCAACACGCAGAGCAGUAUUCGCUCGAAGAUGCCUGAAACUCUUCGGUCCUACACACAGAUCAGCGCCCUCCUGAAGGACUACCUGGGCUACUUCAACGUCUCAAAGUUUCAAAUAGCCGAGGUGUUUACAAGCGAACACGGCAAAAUGGUGUCCUUGAUGGGGGAGAUCAACCAGUCGCUCGUUUCAAACUUUGAGGAAAUGAAAUCAAACGCCGUCGGCAUUAAAAAUUGCUUUUCUCUCAACCAUGACGAGAUUGUCCACGAUGAGACCUUGAAAGUUGAAUACCAGGCGAGAGGUCGUGAGUUCGGCGUAAAGCAAAGUGAUUUCUUGCAGUUUAAGGAGGAUGCGAUGAGGCUUCUUGAUGACCUGGAAAGUUUGGUGGGUCUUGAAGAACCGGUGACGGAACUUCAAUUAUUGGUUGAGGUGAUUCUGAAAGACGCAAAUCAGUUCACUGAAAAGGCUGUCAUCAAGCUACCCUUUUUCCGGUAAUUAGAAUAUACUAGUCACUUUUUAACUGACCGGUCAAAUUAUAAUUUAAUUAGCAAGUCAUUUUGAAUAGAGUAGCCAUUUUGAAAAGGCAUGCCAUUUCGAAUAGAUUAUUUAUUUUCACUAUGACUCAUUUGACUCAUUUGACGGAAAGGAGUACAUGAAGUUCUGAGUUAUUUUUUUCUAGCAAUAUUUAUACACAAUUUAUUCAAUAACUACAUUGCUGACGUUGUUAUCGUCACUGCUGCUUUCUUUUUUUAUUUGCUGUUUGUUUUUGGUGGGGUUGGUGGGGGUUCGGUGGCCGCGUGGGGGUUUAUUUCCCUUGUCUAAUCUUUUUAUACCGCGAAAGAUAAUAGUAGUUAAAAUUGUUCAGCCAUAUUCGUUGGUUUUUUUCCCAUAUACAAAGUCAAUCGGUUUGCCUAGAAUGAUGUUCAUAUUAAUUUGUUAAUAAAUUUCUCUUUUUCUUUAAAUAUAAUCCGAAUACUUUGCUCAUCUUUCCCUCUUCAAACCUGUGAACAAAGUCACGUCUCUUUGACCGUGAAGUCUGAACUAUCCUGUUACGAAAGUACUUCACUCUAUAACCGAGGUUGAUGUGUCUUUAUUAUAAUUGAGACAUCUCGGCGACUCUUUUUUUUUAGGAACUAAGAUGUGAUUGGUGCGAUUGAAAAAAAAAGUAAUAAUUCAGUUGUGAUUUGUUUUUCUGGGAAAUUUUAUCGCACAGGAAUUUUAUUUAUAUAAAAAACAUUCAAUUUGAGCCAUUUUUUUUUUUUUAAUUUUUUUUUUAAUUUUUUUUAACAACUUACGGUUCAUUUUUUUUCUUUUAAAUUUUGUGUCAAAGGAAUGAGACCCUAAACAACCCCAGGACAGCCAAGACUUAAGACUUAAUACAAGAUAUGUUCAAUCUGUCCACAGUGAAAACUUCAUCUUUGUAGACGUCUUCUUCUCUGAAAUCAGCUACACGAUAACAGAGCAACAGGUGGCUUAUGACAUCAUCAACCUGCUGAGUGAGUCGGUCUGGCUGUUUAUGCAUUAAACAUCCCUUGAAUGUUCCAUGGGCACGUCCUUUUGGUUAGACCAGUGUCGCAGCUCGAUACAUUUCAAAGGAAACAUAAAAGGGGAAGUGUCUGAUGCUGCACAAAAGGGGUACGUCUUUUGAGUCAGACGUCACCCAGCAGAAACAGGAAGAAAACGAGCGGAUAACUCUGAGUGCAUUUUUAGAAUUGCACAAAAUAUUUUCAAAAAUAUUCAAAAGUAAUUUAUUUACUUUGUUUUGAGACAGGGUUUGUUUGUUGAUGUUUUUUUUGUUGUUGUUUUGUUGGGUUUUUUUUUUGUGACUGGUACUAAUAGUCGCAGCCUAACAGUAAAUUCAAAAUUUACACCACCACCCCCCACUGGUUUGUUUGUUGAUGUUUUUUUUGUUGUUGUUUUGUUGGGUUUUUUUUUUGUGACGGGUACGAAUAGUCGCAGCCUAACAGUAAAUUCAAAAUUUACACCACCACCCCCCACCCCCCCCCAAAAAAAAAAAACAACAACUGUUUUUACACCUUGUCAAUUUUUAUAAAUGUUUAUUAUGAUCGCAAUGAUGAAUUCAUUGCCAAUCUCCGAGAAUACAUUUCUUGCUCAGAUUUUCAAAGGACCUUUCACAUUGGAUUUCACCAUCUCAAACCUCUCUUUUUUAGCACGCUCAGAUACAGGGAAGUAGAAACCUUUGUCUGCCAUAAGUCAUCUCCAGAAGAAUAAGUAUCUUUCAAAUGGUGGUAAAAAUAAAAAUAAAAAUUUGAUCUUCAGAAAUUAAUCAAGUUCCUCUCUUUCUUUUUUUUCCAGGUGACAUUGGCGGAUCCAUGGGGCUUCUAAUAGGGGC
This is a messenger RNA of Lymnaea stagnalis (great pond snail), 6375 nucleotides long. NCBI's taxonomy places the organism in Eukaryota, Metazoa, Mollusca, Gastropoda, Lymnaeidae. The record is from the annotation of a GenBank genome assembly.